Messenger RNA from Phyllostomus hastatus (greater spear-nosed bat), 336 nucleotides. Its product is annotated as guanine nucleotide-binding protein G(I)/G(S)/G(O) subunit gamma-10-like. The transcript has 2 exons. Gene Ontology annotation, biological process: G protein-coupled receptor signaling pathway. Gene Ontology annotation, molecular function: G-protein beta-subunit binding. The record is from RefSeq and is a predicted model, not a curated record. Gene Ontology annotation, cellular component: heterotrimeric G-protein complex. Lineage: Eukaryota; Metazoa; Chordata; Mammalia; Chiroptera; Phyllostomidae. The coding region runs from base 1 to 336 and encodes 111 amino acids.
AUGGACGGCAGUGUAGUGAUUGAUGUGAGCGGUGGAGGCAGUGAGGGUGGUGCAGAGGGGUAUGAGGGCGAAGCAUUGCUGCCAUGGUCCACCAGGGCCAGCGUGAACACCCUGCAGCAUCUGGUGGAGCAGCUUCCGCUUCAGGCCGCGGUGGACAGGACGAAGGUCUCUCAAGCAGCUGCCGAACUUCAAUGGUACUGCACGCAGAGUGCUUCCAAGGACGCCCUGCUAGUCAGCAUUCAGGCGGGAAGCAACCCGUUCCGGGAGCCCAGAUCCUGUGCUUUAUUGAUUGCCUGCCUCCAAGUCUCAAGAAAGCAUUUUUCCCUAACCAAAUGA